CAUGUAUAGGGAAUUAAAUCUUAAACCUAGUAAAAAGAGAGUCGAAACACAAUUUGUCUCUUUUACUAAAUCGUCUACAGCUGAAUUAAGUAGCCCAUUAGAAAGUUAUAAGAUUAACAAAGGUAAAAGAAUAUUCAAACUUCUAACAGACGAUGAUCUCUAUCAAAAGUUUGACGAUUUUAGAGAAACAAAUCCUUUUUCAACAAAGCCUUACGAGGUUUUAAUCAAGCGCCUUGAAUCUAAGCAUUACGGAGCCAACAAACUCAAUAAACUUCGCUUUUUAUUUAAUGAAGAAGAAAAUAUGGGUAGGUUAUAUGUACCAGAUGUUCUAAGAGAAGAUUUGCAAGAUAUACAAUCUUGUUGUAGAUUAAAAAAUUAUGAACCGAAGAGUCAUUUUAUCUAUGCAACAAAAAAUUGGCAUUUCGCGAAGAAUUUAAUAAUCUUUUAUCCAUCUCCACCAGGUAUUCCUGGAUUUUGGAAUAGAAGCUGGUUAUUAGAAGAUGGAGUGUCUUUGGAAAAAGCCUCUGUAAUACCAUUUAUAGUAAGAGGUCAUGCUGAUGGUUAUGGGUGUCUUCUUCUUAUACCCUACUUCAACGUUGGUAGUAAUAACAAGCCCCUUUUAGGCUCAGAAAAUCCUUUGAAUCAUGUUAAAACUUUCUGGUCUCGAAUUAGUGAAUAUGCAAGAGGAAAAAUAUUUAUAAUUGCUCAUAAAUCAGGUUGCGAAUUAGCUUUAAAGCACGCAAAUUUACCUCUUAAUGAAAGAAUCGAGGAUUUACCUCUAAUUGUCGAUGGUACUCACAUAUCCAUUGACCGUUUUUCUGCCGGUACUUUAUGCGAAGCAGAUGUACCAAAAAAUACUCUGGGGUCAAUCUUUAAAUAUUUCGAAUGUGUUCAACGUAGUCAGUCCCUUCCUCAUCGAUUUAUCAUUAAAAAUAAAGUGGAAAGUCAAAACGAUUCCCAACAGAUAGAUAAAGAUAAAACAUAUACAAUUGAAGCAGAAAAGAGUUCUCUUUUAGUUGAUCAAACAGAAGAAAGUUGA
Dimorphilus gyrociliatus is the source of this 1039-nucleotide messenger RNA. The record is from the annotation of a GenBank genome assembly. Lineage: Eukaryota; Metazoa; Annelida; Polychaeta; Dinophilidae.